AUGGAGUUGUCAAAUUUUGUUAUUUUUCUUUUCUUUAUUUUAAAUUUAUUUGAUUUAACAUUUUGCGUGGAACCUAAAACUAAUGGAGGUUCAUCAAAUACUCGACCAAAUUCUCUAACAAUUUUUCAAGAAAAGGAAGUGGAUGUUCCUCCUGGUUUUGCUCCACGUCCUAGAAUCUCUCCUCCACAAAAUAAUCAAAGUCAUGUAACGACUAGAGAAUACAGUGAUCGACUUCAACAAUUUAUUCGACCCGUUAUCUUAACUCCUAGACAAAAUUUUCAAUCCAGCGAUAAGAAUAUCCGAACGCUUUACGAUGGUAAAUUAAAAUAUUUUGGACCGCAUUACAUAAUUUCCUCAUUCCACCUCAUUCCUUAA
This is a messenger RNA of Meloidogyne enterolobii, 375 nucleotides long. NCBI's taxonomy places the organism in Eukaryota, Metazoa, Nematoda, Chromadorea, Rhabditida, Meloidogynidae. The record is from the annotation of a GenBank genome assembly.